AUGGGCGCCAGUGAUCUUCACCUCUGGCUUUCCUCUCAGCCACAUCCUGUGGCAGGUUACAGGCUGGAGGAUGUCUUGGCCGCAAUCAGGCUGCGUACUGGUUCCCUCGACAUCUUUCCCGAGGACUUUAUCCGCAUGACAACUCCGAACUUCCGCUCUGGCGCGUAUCUCAAGGAACUUGCGAUCUCCCGCACGUACCUGCCAUACCUCUCCUAUGAGCGGCCAUUGAAGUAUGAGGUAGCCUACCGCCUCUCGCAGCUUUUUCUGCUGGAGUUGGACUUCAUUAGCCGUCUCCGCUUCCAUCAAAAGCGCUUAAGACAGGUGGCUAUCUCCGGAAUCAACAUCGUAAAGUUCCUCGACAUGGAGGAGGGCUUUUGCGCAGGCAUGGGCGGCCUACUGUCAGCCAUGGGAGUGCGCCACGUGCUCUCCAAGGGGGUGGCCGGCUACACCCGCCCUAUGGAGCCAGCGCUUUGCGAGGCUCUCAUGAAACGCAUCAAUCCAACGGAUGCAGCCUUCUUCCCAGCUGACCACCUGGGCAGGCUGCUCGACAUGCCUCUGCCCACAGCGACCUCAUACUACACCUGGGCAGACCGGAUGGAACGAAGCCCGCUGUCCGAGAGCUAUGCUUACCGUGCUGCCAGCCCAACACGCCUCUUUGACAGCCCCAGCCUGCGGGAGCCCAGCCUCCGGGAGCCGAGUCCUGCUGGACGUUUCCGUGCUACCUCCCCGAGAGCCAUGUCACCCCGCCGCAACAGCCGCUUCAUGGAACCCAUGAGCCCAAUCAGCCCAGUAACACCAUUGCCGGAUUACUUGCUGCCUGACUCACGGCCUCCACGGCACCACGGGUCGAAGGACUGGGAUACAAGGUCGCCCUCUCCGGCUCGGAAACACUACCUGUCCGAGCUGUCCACCCAAGAUCCUGGGCUGUCCUUCGAGAGGAGCCUGGCUGACACUUACGUGUCAUCUCCAGCCCGGUCCUACUCUCCACGGCGAUAUUCGGCAGGACUAUCUGCUACCGCAUCUCCAGGGGCGUCCCCCACUUUGGGGACUCCAUUCCCACGACGUUCUCUCCAUUUCUUGGACUCGCAUGAGCAACGAGCCCUGCAGCAGACUCUGGCGGUGAUGGCCCGACAAGCCAAGCUGGAUUCCAUGGUGGAGGAUGCGAAGACGUUGCUUCCAACCUGCUGCACGGUGGAGGAAAUUUUCAACGAGCUGGAUCUGAUGCGGAAUGGGUACGUCACGCUGCGAGACAUCCGCCGCUUUAUGGCAGGUUUUGGCUUCACCGCAAAGUAUGCAAGCUACACAUCGUUGGUGAGCGACCUCCACCUGCGACGCAAGAUCUUUCACCAGCAUUCCGUGCGAGGUGCCUUGUUGCUUCCGGAGAGCUUGGAUCUGCGCGACAUCACGAUGCUCACGCUGCCCUUCACCGGAGAGGGCUGCAAGGCGGUGAUGGCCUGCGCGAACGAUGCAGAGGCCGCAUCCGUGCUGUACCUGCUGCGUAAGUCCGAGCCCUGCCCAACAUGUGGGACACGUGCCCAGCGUGACGAAGAUGCUGCGGGCUGCCCGACCGUGACCUGCCCUGUCUGCAGGACCCAGUUCCAAUGCCGUCAUGUGGAAGGAGACCGGCCGGAGGUCAGCUACCCGCUGACUUCGAACGCAAAGCAUGCUUUGUACCGGCUGCUGGGCACUACGCUGGAGGCUGCCGAAGAGCUUGACUUGGAUCGUCGAGAGCUUGCUACCUUGCUCUCCCAAGAGAUCUGUGGGCUCCAUGACGUCUUUGGGGCUAUCACUCCAGGGACUGACGGCUUCACGCAGUCGGACCUCCGCCGGUGCUUUGCCGUUCAGGGCUUGCCCCUGCCGCCAGGAGAACAGUGGGAUCUCCUGUGGCAGCGAUACGCUGCUCCGAACGCCAUCAGCGUGAACUUCCUGGAUUUUAAGAGUCAAUUACAGCCGAUGUUUUGA
Molecule: messenger RNA, 1962 nt
Organism: Symbiodinium pilosum
Lineage: Eukaryota; Dinophyceae; Suessiales; Symbiodiniaceae
Source: the annotation of a GenBank genome assembly